Messenger RNA from Rubroshorea leprosula, 1929 nucleotides. NCBI's taxonomy places the organism in Eukaryota, Viridiplantae, Streptophyta, Magnoliopsida, Malvales, Dipterocarpaceae. The record is from the annotation of a GenBank genome assembly.
UAGUUAGUAAUGCUUCUUCUUCGGUUUACAGUGCAAUUCCAUGAAACAGCAGAUACCCAAACUAGUGGCGAAUGGGUUAUACAAAGAAGCACUCUCUUUAUACACCCACCACCACUCUGCGGCACUUCCUCCUCACAAGUUCACCUUUCCACCUCUUCUCAAAGCUUGCGCCAAGCUCCAAUCGCCAAUCCAUGGCCAAAUGCUGCAUUGCAAUCUCAUUAAAGCUGGCUUUCUCUUUGACGUUUACACCGCCACGGCUCUGACGGAUAUGUACAUGAAGUUGCAUCGCAUUGAUGAAGCCCUAAAGGUGUUCGUCGAAAUGCCUGAACGAAACAUGGCAUCUAUCAAUGCGAUGAUUUCUGGGUUUUUGCGAAAUGGCCAUUGCAGUGAGGCUUUAAGGGUGUUUAACGAGAUGGGGUCUGGAUCUUUCAGGCCGAAUUCAGUGACUUUGGCUAUUUUGUUGUCCUCUUGUGAAAAUGUGGAACAGGGUAGGCAAAUGCACUGCUGGGCUAUAAAGUUGGGGGUUAAAAUGGAUACUUAUGUGGCAACCUCCCUGGUAACUAUGUAUUCAAGUUAUGAAGAGUUGGUCUUUGCUACAAAAGUGUUUGGAGAGAUGCCUGAUAAACGUGUUGUGAGCUAUAAUGCUUUUGUUUCAGGGCUACUGAAAAAUGGUGUUCCACGUCUGGUAUUGGAUGUGUUCAAGGACAUGAUGAAAUCCUCAUUUGAGGAACCCAAUUCAGUUACUUUAAUUUCUGUUAUCUCUGCAUGUACAAGUCUUUUGUAUCUUCAGUUUGGCAGGCAGGUUCAUGGGUUUGUAAAAAAAACUGAGAUGCAAUAUGAUACCAAGGUCGGAACUGGACUUGUAGAUAUGUAUUCGAAAUGUGGUUGUUGGCAUUGGGCCUAUGACAUAUUCAAGGAAUUGAAUUGUAGCAGGAAUUUGAUCACAUGGAAUUCAUUGAUUUCAGGAAUGAUGCUAAAUGGUCAGAGUGAGACAGCUGUUAGGUUGUUUGAACUUUUAGGAUCUGAAGGACUUGAACCUGAUUCAACAACAUGGAAUUCAAUAAUUAGUGGGUUUUCACAUUUAGGGUUGGCAGUGGAUGCUCUCAAGUGGUUUGAGAGAAUGCAGUCUAUGGGCAGAAAACCAACUUUGAAAUGCAUCACUAGUCUUUUGCCAGCAUGUUCAGUUUUGUCUGCUUUAAAGCAGGGAAAAGAGAUUCAUGGGCAUGCUAUUAGGAUUGGGAUUAGUAAUGAUGAAUUUAUUGCUACUGCAUUGAUUGACACGUAUAUGAAAUGCGGAUAUUUCUCUUCUGCACGGAGAAUUUUCGAUCAGUUUGAGAUAAAGCCCGAGGAUCCAGCAUUUUGGAAUGCAAUGAUAUCUGGGUAUGGAAAAAAUGGAGAGUAUGAAUCUGCAUUUGAAAUUUUCAAUCUGAUGCAGGAUGAGAAGGUAAAUCCAAGUUCAGCAACAUUCACUAGUGUUCUAUCUAUGUGCAGUCAUACUGGUCAAGUGGACAGGGGAUGGCAAGUUUUCCAAAUGAUUGGUAAAGAUCACAACUCUAGCCCCACUCCUGAGCAAUUUGGUUGCAUGAUUGAUCUUUUGAGCAGAUCUGGCAGGCUAUAUGAAGCUAGAGAAUUGAUACAAGAAAUGCCAGAUCCUCCAAAUUCUGUGUUUUCUUCUCUCCUUGGUGCUUGUAGGUCUGACUUGAAUUCUGAGCUAGGGGAAGAAAUGGCUGUGAAGCUUUCAGAGUUAGAGCCAGAGAAUCCAAGUCCGUUGGUGAUUCUUUCCAACAUAUAUGCUGGGCUAGAAAGAUGGAGAGAUGUCGAAAGAAUCAGACAAAUGAUAAGUGACAGAGGAUUGAAAAAACUCCCUGGAUUAAGUUCUGCUCGAAAUAGAUGAAAGGGACCUGCUUUUGAUAAAUAGAAAUUAUAAUU